AAACCGCAUCACCGCCUACCUCGUGUCCGUGGCGGAGGAAACCUAUAAAUACACCGUGAGCUCCAUGGUACAGGCUGAAGUUGUAAAAACAGCCAGGUGUAGAGAAGAGAGGCAUAGUCUGUCAAAAGGUGAAACAGAAAAUCGUUUAAAAAAAGGAACCCAAGCAAGAUAAUCUAGUCUACAGACAGCUACGCUUACUGGAACAUUUUUUUAUGCUACAUGUGAAGACAAUAUUUAUAUCCACUCUUUCCUAUUUGCACUAACGGUACUUUAGAACUACUGAGAAUCCUUUUUUUAUCGUGAAAGGCCAGAAUCACUCAUCUGUGAACGACGACAUUUCCUCUGCAAUCAGCACUUUGUUUUUGAAUUUUUGCAAGGUCCUUGUUUUCCUCUGUUACGCUGCCUGGUGUGUCAGGAGACUGUGAAAGUCUUUGGGAAUCUUUGACAAUACUGCUGACGUGCCAACCUCGAAGUCAACGGAAGUACUUUUUUAUUUUUCCAAGGAAAAAGAAAAGCAUUAUUUCACUUGGGCAAUUCAGCAGCUAUGCAGCUUGAAAUCCAAGUAGCACUCAACUUUAUCAUUUCUUAUCUGUACAACAAGCUGCCACGGCGACGUGUGAAUAUCUUUGGGGAGGAGCUAGAGCGUCAGUUGAAGCAGAAGUACGAGGGACACUGGUACCCCGACAAGCCAUACAAGGGAUCCGGCUACCGAUGCAUUCACGUCGGAGAGAAGGUGGACCCCGUGGUGGAGCAAGCUGCCAAAGAGAGCGGGUUGGACAUCGAGGACGUGCGCAACAACCUGCCUCAGGACCUCAGUGUCUGGAUCGACCCAUUCGAGGUGUCUUACCAGAUCGGGGAGAAGGGACCCGUCAAGGUGCUCUAUGUGGACGAUAGUAAUGACAAUGGGCUGGAGCUGGACAAGGAGAUCAAGAACAGUUUUAACCCUGAGGCGCAGGUCUUCAUGCCCAUCAACGAGCCUCCAUCUGGGGCUUCUCCCACGUCCAGCUCGCCCUCCCCUCCCUUUGGCCAGUCGGCCUCCGUCAGCCCCACCUUCAUGCCCCGCUCCACUCAGCCUUUAACCUUCACCACUGCCACCUUCGCCGCAACCAAGUUCGGCUCCACCAAGAUGAAGAGCAGCGGCCGCAACGGCAACGGAAACGGCAGCAGUAGCGGGGGUGGCAGUGGCAAGGUGGCCCGCACCUCUCCCACCAACCUGGGCCUGAAUGUCAACAACCUGCUGAAGCAAAAAGCCAUCUCCACAUCCAUGCACUCACUCUAUGGCCUCGGCCUGGGCGCUCCACCCCAGCCCCAGCAACCCAAGCCCUCCGCCCUGUCCCCUAACGCCAAGGAGUUUGUGUUCCCCAGCCUGCAGGGUCAGGGCAGCCCAAGUGGGGUGUUUCCUGGGGACGGUUCCCUGGGCCUGGCCCACCUCCCGUACAGCAAUGCCUUUGACGUUUUUGCGGCCUAUGGUGGACUCAACGAGAAGUCCCUGAUGGAUGGCUUGAAUUUCAGCUUGAACAACAUGCAGUAUUCUAACCAGCAAUUCCAGCCAGUCAUGGCCAACUAGGAAACACUAAAAUGGAAAAAAAAAAAAAAAAUGGGGAAAAAAGGUGAACGACUAGAGACACGAGGGAGAAAACGCACAUUUGGAAAAGAAAAGAAAAAAAGAGAAAUAAAAAUGAGGAAAAAAACGGAUAAAGCUCCAUGUCCACUGUAAAAUCCCAGUGUACCAGUCCAAACACAUGAGCCCAAGGGUGAUUUACUUUCAAGCCCCCUUGAGUUGCUUUUCUCUGUUUUUGUUAUUUUUAUUAUUAUUUUUUUACGAUGAAAAGCUUGUAGUACAUGUUUCAAGCUUGGUUACCUAAACUCAAACUCAAUGCAUUUUUAUUUCUUUCUUUUGCCAACCAAGCACAAAAUUAUUUUUAUGGACUGUUUUACGGUAUCUCUUUAAAGACAAAAAAAAAAAAACUUGUCAUGGCCUCUUACAGUAUUUAAGACAUAGCUGGACAGCCAAUUUUUUGUCAAAGGAUUGGCAUCAAUAAGUGGGAUUUCCUGGUCUUUUUUCUAAUUGUAUAAUUUAAUUUAGUACAGAGUUUGUAAAAUAUCAGAGUAUAUAUAUUGUUUCUACGACAUGGUAUUGCAUUUAUAUCUUUUUACUACUCCAGUGAUCUGUGAUGGCUGCCUCAGCUUUACGUUCUCUUUUUUUAUUGAAAUUGUAAAAUGAAUCCAUCUUUAAAAACAUCGAAGAUUGUGUACAGAAUAUUCCGUAGUGGUGAAAAAUUUAAGAAUAUUUGCUUUUUUGAAAAAAAGAAGAAAAAGAAAACAGAGUUGUAUUUUCUGUUUAAGAGUUUAAAGAUUUUUGCUAUAUUAUGGACAAAAUGUAAUCGUAUAUUAAUUUUGUACCUACAUUGUGCAAUACUUGAUAAAAACAAACGAUAUAACAAAGUAUUUGGAGUCAGUGUCUUACAUGUUGAGAGGGACUGAUAGUUUAUUAAGUUUGUAUUAAAAUGCUUGAAAAUA
This is a messenger RNA of Engraulis encrasicolus (European anchovy), 2520 nucleotides long. It is a transcript of the gene tob1a, whose product is annotated as transducer of ERBB2, 1a. The record is from RefSeq and is a predicted model, not a curated record. The transcript has 2 exons. Gene Ontology annotation, biological process: regulation of gene expression. NCBI's taxonomy places the organism in Eukaryota, Metazoa, Chordata, Actinopteri, Clupeiformes, Engraulidae. Gene Ontology annotation, cellular component: nucleus; cytoplasm. Bases 545 to 1567 code for a protein of 340 amino acids. Gene Ontology annotation, molecular function: transcription corepressor activity.